Molecule: messenger RNA, 1685 nt
Organism: Coffea eugenioides
Lineage: Eukaryota; Viridiplantae; Streptophyta; Magnoliopsida; Gentianales; Rubiaceae
Product: dephospho-CoA kinase-like
Exons: 5
Coding region: 815-1504 (229 amino acids)
Biological process (GO): coenzyme A biosynthetic process
Molecular function (GO): dephospho-CoA kinase activity; ATP binding
Source: RefSeq, a predicted model, not a curated record
CUCCUCCUCAUUUCUAAUCACUACUCAACUAAACCCAUCCUCUCUGUCUAAAUCUUCCUAAAAUUUUACCCAACCCAGAAUCCUAGAUCGAGCUGAUAUCUUCGUCGGCAAGUGAUCGGAGGACGGAAGUAGACUGCUAACUGCUAAGCCAGCUCAAAGGUUGAUUAACCAUCUAGAAGACUCUGUUGAUAUUCCAUGCAACUGAAGAUGUCAUCAAAUAGUGAAUCCGCCACCACCACCCGCAGAGGAGAUGAUCAUUGAGCAACCACAGGAGUAUCACCAGAAAUAACUCACUAUUUGAUAAAAGUCCCCAACUGAAAUUCAGAGAGAGGGGAUCAUUUUCUGGAAAAAAAAAAAUUUGUUAUUGCUUAUUUUAGGUGAUUUCUAAAUUAGAAAUCAGAGGGCAAUCCGGCAAUCAAAGUUCCAUAUAAACAACUGUGGCUCCCACAUAGGGGGCUCAACACACAUCGCUGCUUGAUACCACUACACCAGAUGCGCUGCUUGUUAGGUGGAUCAAUUGCCUUACUCUUAUUAGAUGACAACUGACGCUUCCCACAAACCCCCAGUCCACUACUAGCAGGACCUCAGAAGCAGAUUACUUUUGGCUUUGCAACGUCAUGGUUCCCCCCAAACAAAGAAUUCAUGAACUGGGAGUUGUUAUCAUUGAAGAUGACGGAGCACUUUGUAGGACUAAUGUAAUUAUUUAGUACUCGAUUAAUUUAGUUACGCCAAAAAUAGUCACCCGAUUAUUGUUGAAUCAGUAGGCUGGUACUGGGAUUCUACUCAUAGUAAUAAGAAAUCAAUCGGUCCGAGAAUGAGGAUAGUGGGGCUGACCGGAGGGAUUGGAUCAGGGAAGAGUAGCGUCUCCAAUCUUUUCAAGGCCCAUGGUAUUCCGGUCGUUGAUGCUGACGUCAUUGCCCAUGAUGUUUUGAAAAAAGGUACUGCUGGUUGGAAAAAGGUGGUGGCUGCUUUUGGGGAGGACAUCCUGCUUCCUGAUGGAGAGGUGGAUCGCCCGAAGUUAGGUCGCAUUGUAUUUUCUGAUCCACAAAAACGCCAGAUUCUUAAUAGAUUUCUGGCACCAUACAUCUCAUCAGGCAUUCUCUUGGAAGUGUUGAAACUAUGGAUGAAGGGGUGCAAAAUUAUUGUGCUUGAUGUCCCUUUGUUGUUCGAAGCCAAGAUGGACAGGUGGACAAAUCCUAUUGCUGUUGUUUGGGUUGAUCCCGAGACUCAGCUCCAUCGGCUCAUGGCAAGAGAUGGAACCACAGAAGAAGAUGCUAAGAGCAGGAUUAACUCUCAAAUGUCUCUUGAUCUCAAAAGGACCAAAGCAGAUAUUCUAAUAGAUAACACUGGAUCACUGGCAGAUCUGAAUGAAAAUUUUCAGAAGGUAUUGGUCCAGGUCACAAGGCCUUUGACAUGGACAGAAUUUGCUUUAUCUAGACAGGGUGCUAUUGUUGCAUCUAUAUCCAUUUUUCUAGGCAUCAUCAUAUGCAGGAAAUGUUUGUGAUGAAAUUGCAUUUAUUUAUUGAGAUAAAUUUCAUAAACUUCUUAUUGUUGAACUCAGCCUUGUGAAAUUUGGAAGACGUGACUGAUCCUUAAUGUACUAUAUAAUUGGAACUAUAAUCGUCUUGUUCCUCACCUGAAAUAAUGCAGAAUGGUUUAAUGGAGCUUCUGUUUCAGUUCAGUGA